UUCCUUCAUGCGGAACAAUUUCAGCACUCGCUGUUCACACGGAACACAUUAUGUUCGGACCAAGUGAGCGGAAGUUGUGUUGCUUCAUUCCUUGCUUGCUUGCGGAGGUCGAGUGGAGUUGAUCUCGCUUUUCAGGGUCGAGUAGGAUAGACGUUGCUUGCUGUGUAUCAGCUGGGAUUGUGGAGGAGCUGCUCUGCAAUUCACAGUCAUGGUGAAAAAGAAGCCCCCUCGCCUCAUAGCCGAAAUGGCUCGGAAGAUCCGGGCGUACCGAGAGCUGAAGUCCCGGCCGCGGGACUCCCAGAAGUACGCUCUGGACUAUGAUACAAUGAGGCGGCCUCACACGGGGAAGAUGCUACCCGUGAUGGCCUGGCAAGAUGUCCGCAGGGAGUCUCGCCUCUUCUCCCUGCUGGCAGGUAUGAGGCUGUUCGGAGUGGGACGCCUCUUCACCCGCAAGUCCUGGCUGGAGGACCACGCAGAGCCCAGCUACUGGCAGAUCACCAAGGUUAAAGUGGACUACACAGCUGAGAACAUGGAUCAUGGCAAGGCAUGGGGGAUCCUCACAUACAAAGGAAAACAGGAGAACGAGGUCAAGGAAGUGAACAAGGUGAUGUAUCAUGACUGGCGCCUGGUUCCUAAACACAUAGAGCAACAGUUUAGGGACUUUGAGCCACUCCCUGAGCCACCUGUGCGCUAUGUCCCCUAUCCUCCGCUGCUCCGUGCCAUGAUGCUAGCCCAGCACAAGAAAGCCUAUGGUAGUAUACUGACCGAGGAGCCUGCCUUGCCUCUGAAGACGGAUGUCCUUUUCAGAAAAGACUAUUUUCUUAAGCAGGAACAAGAGAGGCAGAGGGAGGCUGGGACAGAGGUGUGAUGCUCCUCUGUGAAUGUGGUCCUUGGACAUUUUGAACAAAAUCAGUGUUGACAGAAGCAGCCAGCGUGCCCUUGCCUCAAAGAUUCAUUCUGGACUCAAAUGACUUCUCUGCUAUUUUCAUCUGAAGCAGGCCUCUGUGGGUGUAAUGUGUCACAGUGUGAUGUGCUAAAUAUUAAACUUAAUUUUGAUUUGA
Monopterus albus (swamp eel) is the source of this 1061-nucleotide messenger RNA. It is a transcript of the gene mrps34, whose product is annotated as mitochondrial ribosomal protein S34. Gene Ontology annotation, cellular component: mitochondrion. The record is from RefSeq and is a predicted model, not a curated record. Lineage: Eukaryota; Metazoa; Chordata; Actinopteri; Synbranchiformes; Synbranchidae. The coding region runs from base 209 to 868 and encodes 219 amino acids. Gene Ontology annotation, molecular function: structural constituent of ribosome. The transcript has 4 exons.